Molecule: messenger RNA, 5024 nt
Organism: Dunckerocampus dactyliophorus (ringed pipefish)
Lineage: Eukaryota; Metazoa; Chordata; Actinopteri; Syngnathiformes; Syngnathidae
Gene: prkd3
Product: protein kinase D3
Exons: 19
Coding region: 623-3301 (892 amino acids)
Biological process (GO): protein phosphorylation
Molecular function (GO): ATP binding; protein serine/threonine kinase activity
Source: RefSeq, a predicted model, not a curated record
CUACAACUCCCGGGGAAAACUGCGCCUCCUUUUUCCCCCUUCCCUCUUCGCACAGGGGGAGUAGUCACAGCUGGAAGGAUAAUAAGAUGCGCAUGAAUUUAUUAUCUGAAAUAAGGGCUAAAAGACAACAAAUGGACGAUUCAGUUGGUGUUAGCAAGCCCUUAAGCGAGUUUUCAGUUGGUAUGUGUUUUAGUCAAGUUACGCUUUCAUGGUGACUUUCAACAAAGUGCAGGUUAAACUUGAGACGUCGCUUUCCUUAGUUGAUGGAGAUUCAAAGUUUGCUCGGUCCACUCGCAUUGGAAAGAAAUGCCUCCUUCGAUGACUGUGAAGGCUUCCUGUGGUCAGAGUGGAUCAGUGACUUCAGUAAAAACAAGAAGCACCACUUGAAGAUAUGACGUCGGUGAUAUUACGGAAUGUUCAGAUACUUUUUUUCAUCUGGUGAACAACUGUGCAGUGUGGGACCACUGAUGCCUCCUGAUUUAUAAGUUCAAGUUGACACUCUGGAAAACCCUACAAUGCUGACUCACUAAGACUGAUGAGUACCAACGAUAUUCCCCACCAAACAUCCCAUCACGGAACCCUGUAGUAUUCAGCUUUGCAAGUCGCCAUUGGAAAAAAGCCAAUGUCUGCCUCCUCUCCCACGUCCUUACCUCGAGCCUACCUCCACUCUCUCCAUCCGCACCACCCAACCUUGCCGGCCAUUCUGUCCCCAUCCCCGGCUGGACCGCUCUACACGCGGCUCUCCAACGGAAGUCACAGUGCCCCCAGCCCCACCAACUCUGGUAGCUCUUUCCAUGGGGUGUCCUUCCUGCUACAGAUUGGACUGACCAGGGAGACUGUGAACCUGGAGGCCAGUGACUUGUCGCUGUCCGCUGUCAAGGACCUGGUGUGCUCUAUAGUGGACCAGAAGUUCCCAGAGUGUGGCUUUUUUGGCAUGUACGACAAGAUCUUGUUGUUCCGCCAUGACCUAAAUGAUGAAAACAUCCUGCAGAGACUGACCUCCGCAGAAGAAAUCCACGAGGGAGACCUCAUAGAGGUGGUGCUCUCCGCCCAAGCCACAGUUGAAGACUUCCAGAUUCGACCCCAUGCCCUUUAUGUUCACUCCUACAAGGCCCCCACCUUCUGUGACUACUGUGGGGAGAUGCUAUGGGGUCUUGUUCGGCAGGGGCUUAAAUGUGAAGGGUGUGGGCUAAACUACCACAAGCGCUGCGCCUUUAAGAUUCCAAAUAACUGUACCGGUGUGAGAAAGAGGCGAUUAUCAAAUGUGUCGCUACCUGGACCGUCCCUAUCUGUUCCCCGACCAGUACCUGCAGAGAAUGCAGCGGUUGUCUUGGAUGAGCAGCAGAGGUCCCAUCAGGAAGCAGGGAAGCGGAUCCUCUCAUGGGGUGGCAGGCCUAUCUGGAUGGAAAAGAUGGUGCUGGGUCGGGUUAAGGUACCCCACACCUUUGCCAUUCACACCUACACCCGACCCACCAUCUGCCAAUUCUGCAAGCGUCUGCUCAAGGGUCUUUUUCGUCAGGGAAUGCAGUGUAAAGAUUGUAGAUUCAACUGUCAUAAACGGUGUGCUUCAAAGGUACCAAGAGACUGUUUGGGGGAGGUGGACUUCAAUGGUGAGCCGGCCAGCCCAGGCCCAGACUCCGACACAACUCUGGAUACAAUGGAGGUGGACAGCAGUGACCUGGAUAGCAGCAGAGGGCUAGAUGACCCUGAAGAACCCUCCACUCCAGAUGAAAGAAUGUUCGACAUGGACUCUCCCAUCUUGGACCGAGAGAAAGAUGAGGAUCCCAUUAAGACUAUUAGCCCCUCCACAAGCAGCAACAUCCCUUUGAUGCGAGUGGUCCAGUCCAUCAAACACACGAAGAGACGGAGCUCCACCUUGGUGAAGGAGGGCUGGAUGGUUCAUUAUACCAGCAGAGACAACCUGCGGAAGAGACAUUACUGGAGGUUGGACAGCAAAAGCCUCAGUCUCUUUCAGAAUGACACAGGAGCCAAGUUCUAUAAAGAAAUCCCUCUGUCCGAGAUACUCCAGGUAGAGCAGUCCAGAGACUACAGUAGUCUGGCCCAAGGCAGCAACCCUCACUGCUUUGAGAUCAUCACGGCCACCAUGGUCUACUAUGUGGGGGAGAACAAUGGAAGUCACUACCACAGCCCGGCUCUGGCUGCCUCAGGAGUGGGCUUGGAGGUGGCUCAAGGAUGGGAGAAAGCCAUCAGACAGGCCCUAAUGCCAGUCACUCCUCAGCCUAGUGUCGCAAUUGCCGCAGGCACAGGAAAAGAUCACAAAGAGCUGUCUAUCAGCAUAUCUGUGUCCAACUGCCAGAUCCAAGAGAAUGUGGAUAUUGCUUCUGUGUACCAAAUAUUCUCUGAUGAAGUGUUGGGAUCAGGACAGUUUGGCAUCGUGUAUGGAGGUAAACACAGAAAGAGUGGCAGAGAUGUGGCCAUUAAAGUUAUUGACAAGAUGAGAUUUCCUACCAAGCAAGAGAGCCAGCUAAGAAAUGAGGUGGCCAUAUUGCAGAAUCUGCAUCAUCCAGGUAUAGUCAACCUGGAAUGCAUGUUUGAGACGCCAGAGCGAGUGUUUGUCGUUAUGGAAAAGCUGCAUGGUGACAUGUUGGAAAUGAUCCUGUCCAGUGAGAAGAGCAAACUGCCCGAACGAAUAACCAAGUUUUUAGUUACACAGAUCCUGGUGGCCUUGAGACAUCUGCACUUCAAAAACAUAGUUCACUGUGACUUAAAACCUGAGAACGUUCUGUUGGCCUCUGCAGAACCAUUUCCUCAGGUAAAGCUGUGUGACUUUGGCUUUGCCCGGAUCAUUGGUGAGAAGUCUUUCCGGCGGUCAGUGGUGGGCACACCGGCUUACCUGGCUCCUGAGGUUCUACGUAGUAAAGGCUACAACCGCUCCUUAGACAUGUGGUCUGUUGGUGUCAUUGUGUACGUCAGCUUGAGCGGGACAUUCCCUUUCAAUGAGGACGAGGACAUUAAUGACCAGAUUCAAAAUGCUGCCUUCAUGUACCCCCCUACACCCUGGAAAGACAUUUCUACAGAAGCCACAGAUCUGAUCAAUAAUCUCCUCCAAGUGAAGAUGAGGAAGAGGUACAGCGUCGACAAGUGUCUCAGCCAUCCUUGGUUGCAGGACUAUCAGACAUGGUUGGACCUCAGGGAGUUUGAGACGCGACGAGGCGAACGCUACAUCACCCACGAGAGCGACGACGCACGGUGGGAGGAGUAUGCAGACGAGCGCUGUCUCGUUUACCCCAAACACUUCAUCAUGGCGCCCAACCUUGAUGACAUGGACGAGGAUCCCUAGUGGCUCAGGGGUCUUACUGCACCACAUGUGAUCAGAGAAAGAGGACUGUCACAGGCGACUUUUUGCGACAAACUUUGGGAAGUGUGGAUUUUCCCUUGAGCUAUUUGCUGUGGAAACGGAGAGAAGGUGAUGAUGAGUGGGGAACCCCAAGCGUGUUUGUAGCAUGAUGCACCGCUGCAACUAGUAAGCUGAGGAUGUGCGCCACUGAAAAACAUACAGGAACUGUGAUGACAGAUGACACCUAAACAUUCCAUGGAUUUAAGAAGAACAGUCCUACCGAAGAUUCACUGUUUUAUACAGUUUUGGUUCAUGUUGAGUAAUAAUAUGGCUCUGUUUUUUGUGAGAGGAUGUCUGUGGAAAGAGAGCUUAUCCCAGGAGUAAAGGGCACUUUUCACAAGGGAUUUAGACUCUGAGAAUUUAUCCCCAAUACUGUAAGUUCUCAUUUCUAAACAGUUUGUGAGACAGUCCUUUGGCAUGAAACUGGAACUAUCAUGUAUGAAUUUGUAUGCUAUUUUAAUGUAUUUAGUAAUUGUGAUUAUUUUUGCACUAUAUUUGCAUUGAACAUUGCGAAAGAACAGAACGCGUGUUUGCUGCUACAAAGGGCAUGUCUGGUCUGGUGCAAAGUGUUCAACAAUGAUAACCAGUGAGCUUGUAUUUGCUUCAAUGUGAGUAUGAGCUGAUGUAUCACUUGAGACGGAAAGUGACUACGACGAAAUAAGUUGUACUGUUCCUGAGUACAAUCACUGAAGAGUUAAGUACUGACACCAUCAGUGGACUCUGUUAGAACAUUGUGUUUCUAUUUACUGUAUUUUCAGGACUAUAAGUUGCUCUGGAGUAUUAAGUCGCAUCAGUCAGAAAAUACGUCAUGAACAGAAAAAAAACAUCAAAGUCCCACUGGACUGUGAGUCACAUUUAAUUAGAAAUGUAUUUCACAAAAUCCAAGAGCAGACAUUUCAUCUGGAAAGGCGAGUUAUUCAACUAUACCAUAGCAUAUAGAAUGACAGCAUGACUCGGUGUCCGGUAUGUUAAUGUAACACAUUAAAUUAUUCAACGAUGCAAUAGCAUAAAGGAUGUGACUGGGAGGCUGAAUAGGGUAAAAUAACAUACCAAGCCAACGGUUACUGUUAAGCAAGUUCACCAAGCUCCCGAUCUCAUUCCACAUCACUGAAUGUAGUGUGAAUUCUUUAUCGUCUUUGUGGCUGGCCUCCUCUUGCGGCUGUCGACGGUAAUGUUCAACCUUGGUUCAUGACAAUCAGUAUUAAUGAACAUGGAAAAACCUGUUAAAUUAUAUAUUUUUUUUGAUAUGCAAGUUGCACCAGCCAAAAUAUGAAGGAAAAUUCAACUUAUAGUCCAGAAAAUAUGCUACUAUUUUAAAUGGGACUUUGUAAGCAUUCCAUUCCUGGAAUAUGUUUUGAUGCUCUGUGGGUAACUGAAGCCCUGCACAGAGCCGAGGUGUCACAUAGAACAAACUGUCCAUUCCAUUUGCAAACGAAUUGUGUGUAUGAUGCUGUCUGAAAUCUUUCGUUUAGUACGGUUGACAUAUUGAAAGGUUCACGUGGCAGGCUCGUGAACAGCAGUUGUGAAGUUCACGUUGCUGUUGUCUUUUGGGAGUACAUUCCAGUUUUCCUCAAAUCCCUUUCUUGUCUUUGUUGCCGCUGGAUUGGCAGGUGUUUUGUACAUUUCAAUGCAUACCGAUGGAAAUAAAGACUUCUUUACCGAGAAG